Messenger RNA from Striga asiatica, 567 nucleotides. The record is from the annotation of a GenBank genome assembly. NCBI's taxonomy places the organism in Eukaryota, Viridiplantae, Streptophyta, Magnoliopsida, Lamiales, Orobanchaceae.
AAACAUAAAGACGUAUUCGACCCACAAAGAAAAAAAUACAUGAGAUGAAAGGAAUAUUAAAAAAUUAUGUAGGAAAAACGGGAAAUUGAAAUACACAUCCCUAAACUGCGAAGAAAGAUCACCCAAGAGUCCACAAGAAAUACCCAGACCCACCGACAUGCACGACUCUCAUAACGCACCCCUGACUCAUCCACAGGAAGGUCCGCGGCGACCCUGGUGAAAAUCACAAAAAAUAACUGAAUGAAGACCAUCAAUAUUGUCGUGCGUAGAAAAUUGAUUGGUAAAGAAGGCUCAAACCGCCUUGUCGGAGAAUAUCUCCUCGACCUUCUCCAGGUACCGACAACGGUGUUGUUCAUGCGCGCGCCGAGAACGCCUUCCCCGCAUCUGAGGAGCCUGAUGACGGAGAACAAGGAGAGUUUGGAUACGUCGUUGGAUCAAAUACGGGCCAAAGGCGGUGAACGGGAGCGAAAGGUGAUUGGGGUUAGUUGUAAGGCAGCGGACAUUGUUGCUCCUCUACGCAAGAAAAAAAGGAUAAACUUUGUUAUAUUAGGGUUUGGAGGCGUGUGA